AUGACAGAGUUCAGUAAAGGUAGUUUGGUUGAAAUCUUCCAGAAGGGCUAUAAAGGUGGACUAAAACCUUUGACGGUUCAAGUUUUGAAUUUGAAGGCAAUUCCCAACAAUACGGGCAAAAGGCUUCGACUCGCCCUUUGUGAUGGUUUGUAUAAUGCCAACGCUGUUAUUAGGCCUGAAUCGGUCGAAAAGGCCGAAGCUCAAGGAAUCAAGAAGGGAAGCAUUGUCCAAUUGCUCGAGUACAAAGCUUCAAUGAUAAGUCCUGUCAAACACGUCUUGAUCAUCGAUAAUCUUCAAGUUUUGGGAUUUCAAGAGGAGAAAAUCAACCCAUCCCCAACUAGUGUAGACCAAUAUUUCAGCAACCACUCUGGAGAAAGCAACGAAGACUUGUUGGGCACCUCAAUGAAUUCUCCAGCGCCUCAAGAGCCUGCGCAGAAAGCGCAAUCACAUCACCAAGAAGAUGCAAAGCCAAAACUGUCAGCACAGGUUACGUCCAAACCCCAACAGACCAAUUCAAGUACCGCUAAAUUUCCAAAUAUCCAUGCAAUUGAUCAACUAAACCCCUAUCAGAAUAAUUGGACCAUUAAGGCUCGGGUUUCUUAUAAAUCUGAUAUGAGAAAAUGGUCCAACCAGAGGGGUGAAGGUCAGCUCUUCAAUGUGAAUCUUUUAGAUGAAACUAAUGAAAUCAGAGCAACUGCUUUCAACGAUGUUGCAGAUAAAUAUUACGACCUCCUACAAGAGGGCAAGGUUUACUACAUCAGCAAAGCACGUAUUCAGCCAGCAAAACCUCAAUUUUCCAACCUUACCCAUACUUACGAAUUAGCUUUGGAUCGGGACACUCAGAUCAUCGAAGCAGAGGAUGCAUCUGAUGUCCCUUCUCUUCAUUUUAAUUUUGUUAAACUCAACAAGGUACAGGAUCUUGACGCAAAUGCCAUUAUUGACGUUAUUGGUGUCAUCAAAGUGGUGAAUCCUGCUUUCCAAAUCGUGGCCAAGUCAACCGGAAGACCAUUUGACAGGAGAGAUAUUGAAGUUGUAGAUAAUACUGGAUUUGCUAUAACUGUAGGGUUGUGGAAUAACACUGCUCUUGAGUUUGACAUUCCUGUUGGAUCAGUAGUUGCGUUUAAAGGUGCUAAAGUUCAAGAUUUUGGUGGCAGAAGUCUUUCAUUGACUCAAUCAGCUACCAUAAUCACUAAUCCAGACUCUCCAGAGGCUUAUCAGUUGAAAGCAUGGUAUGAUCAACAAGGUGGCUCCAAUCAGGAGUUUAAGUCCCUGAAAAACGAAGUAUCUUCCAACAGUGGUUUGAAUACGAAACAAGACAUUCAGUCCCGCAAAACCAUUUUGCAAGCUCAGUCUGAAGAACUCGGUAAGAAUGACAAGCCGGACUAUUUCUCCAUUAAAGCUUACAUCAGUUAUAUUAGGACAGAAAACUUUUCGUAUCCAGCUUGUGCAUCCGAGGGUUGCAAUAGAAAAGUCAUCCAACAGAGUGACGAUACUUGGAGGUGUGAAAAGUGUGAUGUCAACCACCCCAAACCGAACCAUCGUUAUAUAUUGACAUUGUCUGUGGUAGACCACACAGGACAACUAUGGGUCACAUUAUUUGACGACCAAGCACAACAGCUCUUGGGACAAUCAGCUGGUGAAUUGAUCGACUUGAAAGAGAAUGACAUGUCUGAAAAUAACCAUGCAUUCCAGCAAGUAUUCAACAGGAUACAAAUGAAGGAGUUUUCGUUCAGAGUAAAGGCAUCUCCGGAUUCUUACAAGGGUCAAACCCGUAUUCGGUAUAAUGCCGUGUCUCUGGCCAAACUGGAUUUCGCUUUGGAAGCAGAUGCAUUGGCAGAUUAUUUUGAGGGUGUCAAGGUUAAUUAA
Komagataella phaffii GS115 is the source of this 1866-nucleotide messenger RNA. Its product is annotated as Subunit of heterotrimeric Replication Protein A (RPA). The transcript has a single exon. The record is from RefSeq and is a predicted model, not a curated record. The coding region runs from base 1 to 1866 and encodes 621 amino acids. Gene Ontology annotation, molecular function: DNA binding. Gene Ontology annotation, biological process: DNA recombination; DNA replication; DNA repair. NCBI's taxonomy places the organism in Eukaryota, Fungi, Ascomycota, Pichiomycetes, Pichiales, Pichiaceae. Gene Ontology annotation, cellular component: nucleus.